UCAAAUUAUUUAGGCAACUUAUUCGACCCUAGAUUUUUUACAUUUCGCUUGUUAGGAUAUUUAUUUCGUUCAAUCUUCAAUUACGCGAUUCAUUUGCUAUUCACGAGUUCAUGACGUGUUCACGUACCGAACUCGGAAAUUAUUUUAUUAAUCGUUGGUGAAAUUUUCGAAGGUUACCUAGUCGUGGAAAACUUGUGUGGUGAUUGAUUUUCUUUAAAACUCGUUUAUUUGGCUGCUUUCUUCAAAACCACCAUGCAGAUUUCUGAAAGUACACCUGAAUUAAACGAAGCUGAUCCGAAACGUCGUAAAGACACGAUACUGAAAACUAUCCAUUACCGAUACGAAAAGUUUAUUCAGUUCGCCAACUCCAACGCAGAAUUUCGUCUAAAUUUCGGUGUAAAAGCGUACAGCAACGCUCAUAUUUUAUUUACUCCGACGAAAGAACUUCGAGAUUCAACUCCAGUUUACGAAAUUGUCCUGGGUGCCGAUCACAAUCGACAUUGCAGCCUUAGAAGAAGACAACAAGGAUGUGAGAAAAUCAAAGUUGACUUGGAAAAUAUCGUUUCCGGUGACCAAUGGAGAUGGUUUUGGAUAAAAAUCUCUUCGAAAGGAUUAAUCGAAGUCGGUAAGGAUGGUAACGAGUUGCCUUUCAUGUUAUGGGAGGAUCCGCAUCCGUUGAAUAUCGAAUAUUGCAGCUUUUCCAGUUGGGAGAAUACUGCUGCGUUGUGGUGUUUCGAAUGUAGUUCCAAUAAUAUUAACCUUAAUAAGAGUGACAGUGAAGACUUGAUGAAGAAGCUUUCGGUAAUGAAUUUGAACUUGUAUGAUUAUAGAGUUUGAUUUUUUAUGUUAUUCACAAAGUAAUAAAUAUUAUGUAUCUAUCUAAGUAUAUAAAGAAAUUAUGAUUUCAUAGUUGCUUAUUCAUUCAUCGUAUUAAUGAAUAUCGAAAAUAAGUAGGUUUUUUUAAUUCAGAUAAUUAAUGUUAAAAAUAAAUUUAUAUCUUAUCGACCAAUCAAUAUUCUAAAAUAGCUUCGAAAAUAACUCUAAAAUUCAAUCAUUUAUUGAAAAAAAAAAUCUUGUUUUUAAUUAUGAGUAAUUGCCUCUUGAACUGAGCAAAAAUAAGCAAUUUAAUCAACACAGUGAAAGGUUCCUUUAUUCGAACUGUGUAGGCAAUUUAUUCAACACUCCUAGUCGUCGGUUACAAAUUACGAUUAGGAGAACAACCCAAAGUAUUCCAAUCUCAACGCGUUAGUAUUUGAAAGUGAAGUCGAAAUCUGUAUUUGAUGCAAAUGUGAAAUUACAUCUCGUGUUUUUUGCAUCUUUUUGUUUCAGAUUAUCUAAUUCGUAGAGUAAAUUUUUGAAAAUCAGUCGUUACUCGGUUACGAAAUUACGAAGUGAAUUGUUUUUUUCGAGAAGCUCGUUGAUAAACUGCUUUAUUCCAUCAUGAAGAUUUCCAAUACGAAACCUGAGUCAGUAAAAGCAGAUCCGAAUAAAGGUCGCAAGGAUACGACGCUGAAAACAAUGCAUUACCAAUACAGACGAUUUUUUCCGGUGGCAAAACGCGACGAAGAAAUCUGCGUAAAUUUCGGUGUAAAAGCUUACAGCAACGCUCAUAUUUUAUUUACUCCGACAACUGUGCUUCGAGAUAAAGCUCCAGUUUAUGAAAUCGUCUUGGGUGCUGAUCACAAUAGAUAUUGCUGUAUUCGAAGACAACGAAUAACGUGUAACAAAACCCACGUCGAGUUUGAAAAUAUCGUAUGCGGUGACGAAUGGAGAUGGUUUUGGAUUAAGAUUUCUUCGAAUGGACUGAUUGAAAUUGGUAAAAAAGGUAACGAGUUGCCUUUCAUGUUAUGGCAGGAUCCGUAUCCGUUGAAUAUCCAAUAUUGUAGCUUUUCUAGUUGGGAAAAUACGGCUGCGUUGUGGUCUUUCGAAUGUGGUCCUAAUGUUAAUGACGACGACUUGACGAGUUAUGGUUUGAAAAUGAGUUGAAUUUGGUUUGUGGAGUUGUUAGGUUUUUUUUCAAGUGGAAAUUCAACUUGUCUUCUGUGUGAAUUUGAGAUUGCUUUCGUUAUGUCUCGAGAAGGAAAAAAAUAAGGAUAUCUGUCGAGUGUUUUGUUUAUUACGAAUUGAUAGUUUAUGAUCUGGGUAUUUGUAGUUUCAAUUUUGUGGGACCGAAGUGUGUUUUCAAUUGGAUAGCUGAUUGAAUGUUUCAUUUGUGACAACUUGUUAAAUGUUUUCAAUGGUCUUUUCGUUGGACUUUUUUUCAUGCUUAUUGUUGUAUAUUAUUUAGAUGACGUAAGAAUUUCUAAUUUUUUGAAUACGACUCGUCUUUUUUCAAGUUUUAAAUUGGUCCAAUUUUUCGUGAACUAGCUGGUUGUAAAAUUGUGAUCGUGAUCAUUUUUAAAAUUGUCGUAAAAUAAUUUGACUGUUUUCAAUUUUGUAAACUUCAAUAAAGGCAAUAGAAAUAAGUAGGAUUGAAUUUAUGUGUAUUUUUCAAUGUUUGUCAUUACUAUUGUAAUUAAUAAAAGAAAUUGAUGCAUGG
Planococcus citri (citrus mealybug) is the source of this 2539-nucleotide messenger RNA. RefSeq names its product C3 and PZP-like alpha-2-macroglobulin domain-containing protein 8. Lineage: Eukaryota; Metazoa; Arthropoda; Insecta; Hemiptera; Pseudococcidae. Bases 253 to 837 code for a protein of 194 amino acids. The record is from RefSeq and is a predicted model, not a curated record. The transcript is spliced from 4 exons.